AACAAGUAGAAGAAAAGUCUAAAUAACGGUGUUUAAUGCAUUAAUUGUCAAGUGGAGAAUUUAAAACAAUUUAAUAUUUGCCAUGUCACAACCCUGUUCCGGGAAAGCUAACAACGGCUACAUUGUGUUGGAAUUAAAGAGCAACAUUACCAUAGUGACCAUAUGUAAAAUGAAGUUUUGUUGUUACGUUAUCUAUUUUGAUUUUAAAUCACUAAUCAACCGCCAAGACGCAUAUCAGAAGCAAAUUUGUUGAGGAUCACUUUGACUGAUGUCCAGGUAGGAGGCCAAAUCUACAAGCAGAGAUAAAUGUCUUCGCCCGCUCAAGCCGACGAAGAUGAGGUGGAAGAAGUGGAGUUUAUAUCAGAGGGUCCACUCAGACCAGUAUUGGAAUGUAUCGAUCUACUGAGUGACAGUGAGGAUGAGGGAUGUUCAGGCACUAUUGAAGAUAAAAUCGCCUGUCAAAAGAGGCGUGUUUCAUCCACUUUGGACAGACUAGCACAUCAGGUGGCUCUAGAGAAGAAAGAAAGAGCAAAUAAAUGUAAAGCAUUUAAGGAGAAGCAAAUCCUACAAAAAGCUCAUGGACAGCAGGAGUUGGCUUUUAGUCCUGCCAAUGGAGUGAAUCGGGAAGCUAAGCACUGUGUAGACAUGUGGUUAAAGAUGCCAGGUGUGAAACCUGGAAUGAUCAGUACUGGUUUUAAUUUUAGAAGAAGACACAGAGAACCCACUUUCCCUAGAGAGAGUUCAACAAAACACAGCUGUCCAGUGAUUAACUGUGGUCGAGUUUUCGAUAAUGUGUCCCUCCUGGGCGGGCACUUAAAAAGGUUUGAUCACUCUCCCUGUGACCCAACCAUCACUCUUAAAGGAAGUCCACCUGAGCUGUUUGCAUGUGUUGCCUGUGGUAAACAUUUCCAGACUAAAGAAGCAUGGAAGAAUCAUCUGCAGUCUAAGAUAUCCUCAUCUACCCCUGAUGAUCACAGCAUCAAUCAGAUUUAUCAGCGGAUUGUGUGUUUUGCCUGUCCCGCCUGCUACCUGCUUUUCAACAUCCGAGAUGAGUGCCUUCAGCACAUGUCAGCUAAAAACCAUUUCACAGAGUCACUCGCCAUGAAUGAAACUACCAGAAGAGCAGUGCCGGUACCAAUUCCCCAGUACGUGAAGAACUGCCUCAUUGCUUUGUGCAAUGAUACAAUGUUUAAUGUCAGAUGCUCUCUAUGUUUCAAAGUACUGACUUCACAUCAGGCAGCACAAGCUCACUUUAACGUUCACUGCAGACAGGGCUGUGCUGUAGCCAAGGCUGAUAAAACCAUAGCUCAGGUAAUGAAACAGCUACAAGUGCUAGGGCAGUGCUCCACAUGCUGUAAACUCUUUUUCAGCCAAGCUGAAAUUGAGAGGCAUAAAGAGUUGACCCAGCAUGAUGUGGAGGUCAACCAAACAAUGGAGAAAGCAGUCCUUCAACACUGCAGGUUUAGUGAAAUUCAACACAGACAGAAAACUGAAGACACCCAGGGGAAAAGACAGUCUACUGGCCUUGAAACAUCGUUCCAGAAAAGAAACAAGAAGGGGAGCCAUGAUGAAGAAUUUCCAGCCAAACGGCAGAAACUGAGCAUCAGUGUGAACAGCAGUACUACAACAUUAUGGUACUGCGAGUGUGGUCAACAUUUUCCUGAGGAGGCUGCAGCCAGUAAGCAUUUGUUGGCUGCAAACCAGAUUUUCCAUCAGUGUGGAGUGUGUGGCAAACACAUGGGUGAAUCCUCUAUAGCCCGCCUGCACAUGAGUCGCUUUCACGGAGGAGCUCAUCUCUCUAAUUUUCUCUUCUUUUGCCGCAAGUGCAAAUUGACAAAGCCUCGGUACCCAGAUAUCUUGUCUCAUUUGUCAGAAGCUCAUAGUGGUCACACCUAUUACACUGAACAAGAAGUGCCAGAGGAGGUGGCUGGAGUCAUAGAUGCCAAGCCAUCGACGAGCAGUAAAGUUGUUUCUUGUUCAUCCUCAAAGUCCACAGUCCAGCAGAAUACAGAAGAGAUGUCUUCAUUAACGGCACGUCAGACCUGGAUGUGCAGAAUGUGUGAGGAUGUCUUUGACUCAGAAGCAGACGUCCACAAACACUGCAGCGACGUGAACAGUCACAGCUACCAGAAAUUCAUCUGUGGACACUGCCCACAAAAGUUUUUCAAGGAGUCCACUGUACGCAGACACUGCAUGAACGAGCACAACGGCGAGUUGAAGAGUUUCCACUUCUGCGGCCUCUGUGACAGCAUGCAGUUUGACUCUAAUGUAGAGUUCUUGGAGCAUUACAAGAGUCUUCACAGUAAGGACUACUACUGUAUGAACGAUGCUGAAGUUGAGCAGCCUACUGCUGCUGAAAGCAUCAGCCAGCUGACGUGCCCAUGCAUGGGUACAGAACAAAGCAAAGGGGAAAGGAAAGCUAUGUACACACAGUGCAUGAGGAAUCUGUCUGCCAAGGGAAAAUGUCAGUUUGUGUGUGAUCACUGCAGUGUGUCCAUGCCUUCCUACCCACAGAUGAAAACUCACAUCCACACACAACAUCCAGAUUUUAGCCUGGCAAAGACCUUUGACGUACAAUGCAAAACCUGCCAGGAGACGUUUCCAGAUGUACCAAGUUUCCAUAAACACCAUCACACCAAACACUGUACACUGGAGCCGUGCAGGACAAUGUCCACGACCUGCAGGAAAGGCGUGAAAGAAGAACCGAGCACUGUUAACAUACUUGAUGCUGUUGAGAUCAAGCCAGGCACCAAUGAUGUUGAAGACGAGGUGCUAGAGAAGGUCUUGAAGAUAGAUCAGGCCAACAAGAAGACUGAAGAGCAUGAACAUGACUCUGAGGAAGAGAUGAACUAUGCAUUGUCUGUGAGUGCAGAAGAAGCAAGAGAGUCAGCGAGAGAGUCAGCAGACUUAGAAGAAGCACUUAAAAGAAGUCUCUUGGAGUUUUAAGGCCGUGAUAACGUCUUAUUUUCAUCCAUUAAACUGACAUGUUUUGUACCAAGUGUUUGUGUUCAGAAUAUUCUAAAUAAAUAUUAGUUACUCAUUA
This is a messenger RNA of Cheilinus undulatus (humphead wrasse), 3043 nucleotides long. RefSeq names its product zinc finger protein 451 (gene znf451). NCBI's taxonomy places the organism in Eukaryota, Metazoa, Chordata, Actinopteri, Labriformes, Labridae. The coding region runs from base 307 to 2946 and encodes 879 amino acids. The transcript is spliced from 13 exons. Gene Ontology annotation, cellular component: nucleus. Gene Ontology annotation, biological process: regulation of transcription by RNA polymerase II. The record is from RefSeq and is a predicted model, not a curated record. Gene Ontology annotation, molecular function: RNA polymerase II transcription regulatory region sequence-specific DNA binding; DNA-binding transcription factor activity, RNA polymerase II-specific.